Nerophis lumbriciformis (worm pipefish) is the source of this 6887-nucleotide messenger RNA. It is a transcript of the gene espl1, whose product is annotated as extra spindle pole bodies like 1, separase. Gene Ontology annotation, molecular function: cysteine-type endopeptidase activity; protein binding. Gene Ontology annotation, cellular component: nucleus; mitotic spindle; cytoplasm. Gene Ontology annotation, biological process: meiotic chromosome separation; proteolysis. The record is from RefSeq and is a predicted model, not a curated record. NCBI's taxonomy places the organism in Eukaryota, Metazoa, Chordata, Actinopteri, Syngnathiformes, Syngnathidae.
GGCUUGCUUGGUUUCACCCAUUUUUUUCCGUCUGUUUGAACCUCGUCCUUGCUACUUAGUUUUCGUAUUUCAUUGUUGUCCACAAUGUACAACGAAAUGAAAGAUAUUGUUAUCUAACGUAAGUAUAAGUGCUGGCAGACUCCGGACACCGACUUUGAAACAUCAUGGGGUGUUUGAAGGUCGACGAGUACAUCAAGCGGACAGCUUCAACAAACGAGACACAGCUAUUAUUCCAAGAACUAGAGACUCGCGUUAAGAGUCGACAAUGGCUUCAAGGCCGCACGAAUUGUGACCGGGUCAUCCGAGCCUGCAACCAUCAACUUAGUGUUGGAUCCCUGGACCCUGAUCACAUUAGCCAGCUGGUAAAACUUGUGGAGCUAGCCCUUCAUGGCUUUGAUAUCUUCACUGUUACCCAAACCAGUCCGUUAUACAUGGAAAAGAUCCUUUUCCACAUUGUCAAGAACCUAAGACCGCUGCAAGUCCACAGUCUCAGUAGCCAUGUUGCAGCAUUGCUUUAUGCUAGGCUUGCCUCAACACAACAGGAUGACAACUAUUAUGUUAUUGUGCUGAGCUGCUUCACAACCCUCUGGAAUGGACUUGCUGAUGCUGCCAUCCUCAAUCCCAGAGACAAACUCCGCUACCAGUUUCAAGCCCUGCGCUUCCUUCUGUUGUCGGAAACAAAGAGUGACAAUCCUUCCAUCUCCAAAGCUCCUGCGUAUGCAGAAAAUGCUAUCAGUGAAUUUUCAAGAAGCUGUGACGCAACAAGUGAAGACGUCGCUUUGUUUCUUGUUCAAGAAAUGCACACAUUUUUACCUAGAUGUUGGCCAUGUGGUCAAGACUGCCUGGAUGAUGAAUCUAAGCAUUACAUUAUUACAUCAAGGGUUUAUACUCUACUUGAAAUGGUGCUCGUUAUAAUUAAGAUGCUAUGUCAAGCUGGGCAUUACAGUCCAGCCUCUGCAUUUCUGAACGUAAUUAGGGGCAAGAUCAGAAAUGUUGGAACAAGUCAGGCCGCAGCUCUGGAGCUCGGAAAAUGGGCAAUACUAAUCUCUACGGUGACCGCUCCAGAGAAAAUUGAACAGGUUUUGAAAAAGUGUGCCAUGACUCUGAGGACUCUUCCCCAGGAUGUCGAUGACCGGGAAGCUCACUGUGUCCUGGAAGGAUGUGGACUGGUGAUGUGGGCUUUGAAAAGUAGCCACACAAAGGGAUUAAGUGGACCUGUGCUGCUGAGCUGCUUUUCUUUUCUCAAGGAGCACCAAAACCACAUUAUAAGGAUCCGUCAAAAGAGCACGACAAUCCAAAGUGGUUGCAGCAGACUGCAUGAGACCCUUUGUUUUAGUUUUUACCAAGGCUUUCAGUUUGCCAAUAAUAGCUUGGUUGAAUCACAGCUGGAGGAUGGCGAUACUUUGACCAAAGUGAUGCUCUGUUGCCAAGCCCUAGCUGGACGCAUGAUGACAGAACUCCACACACUGUCAAACGAAACUCAAUUAGUCAAAGGAGUAGUUGCGGUGAGCAACUUAGCCCGUGGGUUGUACAAAUGGAGUCUGUACGACCAGGCCUUCACACUCGUUGAGAUCCUGUGUCAGGAUCUAGGCAAGACCUGCCCCGCCUCCCUCCCUGUUGAUCGGUUGAACCAACUCUUCUCGCUAGCCGUGCAGGCGUCUCGAAAAGCAGGACACUUGGAGCGCGCGCUAGACUGGGUGAUCCUGUGGCUGAAGGCCCUGGGGGACAAAUUCAAAUUGUAUAUGGCAGAACCAAUCUCUUUGUGGGUGAAAGCAAAGAUGGAUGCAUCAUAUAAUUCUGAGGAGGACAUACGACUCAGGACAAUACGUGAUGGUUUUGGUUCUGGCACUCUGGAGGAAGAAGUAAUGCUGUGUCUUUUGGAUGAGGAGCUACGUGCCUAUAAAGAGGAGCAAGGCGACACCUUUCACGAGCAGUACAACACGCUUUGCGAUUUGCUUGAUAUCUGUCAUGAGGAGAGUUCCCACACCUAUCUGCGUGCCGUCUACCUCUGCGAAAUGGCCCAGGUCGUUUGUUUUCAGGAUUUCAGUGAACAGACUGAUUGUACUCCCGUUGAUUUUACCCAUGAAGCUUUACGCCUCUUGGAAGAGGAACCAGAGACUCCUGAAAAUGCCGACCAGCUGAAAGACUCCAAAGCUCACGCUUUGCUUUGGCUCUACAUUUGUACACUCGAAAAUAAUCUUCAGAAGGCCACUGAGAGGGAUAUGAAGCUUCAGGAGUUGCGUCGGCAGUCUCCAUGUGAACAAAAUCCUGGUGGGACCAACGAUUUAGAUUAUGAAGACAAGCAGAAGAAUAAGGACAACAUCUCGCUGUAUGAUGACCUGCAUUUCAGCUUGGCUGCACACAACAUAUUGUGCCAACCUUUGGAAAAAGCACUCAGUGAGUGGGCUGCCUUUCUGCACACUCCGGUUCUGCCCUCUGUGAAGAACCCAAAGCAGACCUGCAUUUCUAUUGAGCUCACUGCAUCGCUCUUCAGACUCAUGGGAAAGCCUCUAAAGUCUUUGGAGGCCUAUCAACUUGCCAUCAAGCUUUAUCGCCAACUUGCCAACACCCAGGGAGUUUCACGCUCCCUGUGUCAGUCAGCCAGCCUCCUCUUGGAAUUGGGUUCCACUGAACUGGCUUUGGGCCAGAUUGAACAAGCAGAGAAAAAUACUUCUGAUGAAACAACUGAAGAUCUUUCCACUCUCUCCCUGAUGCUGAUUUUACUGAAAGCUCAGUAUUGUUACAGUACUGGACAGGUGGAUCGUGGUGUAGAGUAUCUGUGUGAGGUGCUUAAAGAGACCAAUGAGCAGCGGUGUAGUAAGAGUUGGUAUUUGCUGCGAGCUCAAGCACUUCAGAUCUGCAGCUCCUACCUCAGUUUGGACACAACUUCACUGCCACAAAGCCAACGGAGCUGCAUCACACAGCUAGGUUUAAAAAGCCCGGAUUUUGCUUUACAUGAAAGCCUCAAGCUUCUCAACAGACUGCUGCUCACUUUAGUGGGGAAAGACUUGUAUGGAACGACUAUAAAUGUCUCAGGUGUGCGUGGCAAAAGACAUAACAUUGAAUUUAAAUGGCGACUGCUGUCGGAACUUUUGAACUGCUCCAUGAAAAUGAUUGUGAUGAGAACCAACUGUGGUGCCGUCAAUGAUGCCAGACUCCAGUGUCAAGAAGCCUUGAAACUGGCCACCAAGUUACAAGCGCUCAGCCAUUGUGCCGAGCUGUGGGUGAUUAAAGCUGAGUUGGAAUUAAUGCAGGGAGAGCGAGAAGAAACUGGAUUUGAUCUAGACAAAGUCAGGAAUCUUUUGGAACAUUGUACAGAUUUUCCAGACACAAAGUGCAAGUCGAAAGUAAAAUUCAAACCAAGAAAAGGUCGUCCUAUGCAGAAAGUUCCGUCUCCAUCGCCUGUCCUAAAAGAUGACCUUAAGGGCAUCCUCAGUACGAGGUGGACUGUCAAAGAACCAAUACUGCAGGAUGAGGGAAGCUCUCCGCGUCUGAAAGCCGUUCCACGUCGUUGGCUGUCAUGCCUCACACACAAAUUCGCCUGCGAGUGUCCCUGCUGCUCGGAACCACUUUUGAGCCGCGUCGCAGCCCGCUGGGCAGCUGCGGAGGCUAUGUUUCUCCAAACGGACCUUUCAGAAGCCAAAGUGGGCUUUAAACUUUACUUGGUCACAUUAGUUCGCUGUAAGACGAUCACUGCCAAACUUCAGACUAAAUUAGCUGAAAUAUUCCUCAUGCCUUUACCUAUCAAAAGCUCCCCUAAACCCUUCCUAAUGCAAGAUGUGGUGGGCAGUGUCUACCUUCACAUGGCUUUUUCUAGUCUCGAACCAGGGCAUAGGAGGUUCUAUAGCAUAUGGAAAGUUCUUAAAGCCGGUUUAGCAUUUGCCGAGUCAGUCCCCUCACCAGAACUCAGAACUCUAACCGCUAGUUUGAUGGCAAUCAAAGCUUUGGCUUCAUUGGUCGCCAUGUGUGCCAAAAAGGACUGCAGAAUAGAGGAACUCUUCUCUGAAGUGUGGACCUGGAAGGCACCAACACAUUUGAAUGAACUUAAAUGGGACAAUAAAACGGCACUGCACCAACCCUCACUCAAGGAGCCUAAAAGUUUGUCUGUUUCGAAAAAGAAAAAGCCGACAAAUGUCAAGGUGGACGAGCCAAGGAGCCACCGAACAAGGACCACAGUUAAAGAGAAGGGCCUGGUUCCCAAAACUCCGGUGAUGAUUUCCGUGACUCCAGUGGUCAAGUCCAAGUUUUCAGCGAGGGAACUUAGUGCUUUUGACUUCAACACAAUAGAUCCUACAUUACCCUAUACGCCAGUUCAGAAGGCGAAAGCCCCUAAAUCUGUGCAAAAGACACAGAGAACUGCCUGUAAGCUUCAGUUUCAAGUUUUUGAUGAGUUCUUGCCAGGUCAAGACAAAGCUCAGAUAGUGCCUGCCGCUCCACGACGUACAAAGAAGUCUCGCUUCCAGGUGGAGUUCAGUGAUGAGAGUGAUUCAGAGAACAAUACCCUGAAAGAGCCAAAUAAGAAAAAUCCCAAAAAGAGAGCCACCCCGAGACAAGCCGCACUCCAAAGUAAAGCUGUCUCUGUUACCCCUGCGGAGAAGAUCCUCCCUACCAGGCAGACUAGGCGCAAGAAGACCGUUGCACUACCGCGGGACACUUCUUCAGAAGAUGAAAGUCUGACCUAUAAGCCCGCAACAAGACGAGGAAGACCUAGAAAUGUGGCCAGCAACAGCGUGGAGUUGGAGGAGGGGCCAGAGAAAAUGAGGGCCAUUGAGGAGGAAUCGGAUGAAAUUCUUGACCUGAGCAUUGAGUAUUUAAGGACGUCGGACAAUGAGACCAAGGACUGUCCUGCUUCAGAAAUCGAGUUUGAGGUCUUGCGGAGAGAUUGGUUUUGCGGUUUGGAGAGUGGUGACUUGCUUGACCAGAGGAGCGGAAGUAAAGUGAAAGGAUCUCAAACUCAUCUUCCUCACUCGGAUGAAAAGCCAGACUAUCUUUCAUUAGCGGAUGUUCAAACAUUACUUCGCUCGGCUUGGGUGACCCUUCAGCACUUCCCCGCUCCCACUGUUUUUCCAACAGUCUGUGCCUUCCUGGGACUAUCAACAGGACAACAGGACCCAAUGACUACCGCAAUGCUUCAUUCCCAGUCUUUGGGCAUUACAAGCCGGCAUCGCACCAUUAGGUAUUUAGCCAGCUGUGUCCUGAAGCUGAAAAAUGCAUCAAAUGACCUAGCGGCUCAAAUGGACCACCUCACUCUCGAUGAUUCCAGUAAUAUCUCUACGGGACAAAGAUUGUCCCAGUUGGAGAACAUCUUUGCCUUUCCCUCAGCAGACUCUUCAGCUUUCCCUGAAAGCCACUGCCAACAGUUUCUUGAACAAAUUCAACAAAUUCCAUCUGGUGUGACUGUGUGUGUGAUGUCAGUGAUUGGAGUAAAAUCUCAGGAAAUGGGUGAAAGCAUCCUCCUGUCCCGUCUUCAAAGAGGAUCUGCUCCUGUCACUGUGCACAUUCCCACCUCCACAGAGCCGCGUUCUAUAAGAGGUCUGGUCCAGGAGAUGGACAGUAUUCUGGUGGAACAGAAGACUCUAAACUGCGUCUCUGAAAAAGCUGAAUGGUGGCGGGGCCGCAGGGACCUUGACUCUCGAGUCGAGCAACUGGUGAAAGAGAUGGAGCACUUACUAGGAUGCUGGAAGAGCCUUCUUCUGCCUCUUACGUCAGAUCCCAAGCUCUCCCCUCAAGUCGAGCGCCUUUGCAAAACCUUAUGUGCUAACAAAGUUACAGCCAGUGAGGAGAUGCUAAAGGCUUUGCUUUCUGCCACCCCUGUGCUCUCCCAAAAAGACUGGAAAAGCUUCACCCUGGGAGUUUGUCCCCACUGGGAUGACAAAUGUGAGCAGCUUCUCCAGUCAUCUGUUGUGCAGCUCGCAGACCGAAAGGAGCCUUGUGGUCACGUGGUUCUCAUUCUUGACAAGUACCUUCAGAAGUUGCCCUGGGAGAGCAUUUCCAUCUUACGCUCUCGCUCUGUGAGCCGCAUGCCGUCCCUUGAGUCUUUGGUUGGUUUGAGCUUUCAGAAAAAGAGCGAUCCUCAGUCAAUCCUCAAGAAUGGUGUGGACAGAAAGAACACAUUUUAUCUUCUGGACCCUGAUAAAAAUCUGGGCAGCACACAAGACCGAUUCAAAGCGUGGUUUAGCAGUCAACCGAAUUGGGAUGGGGUGUGUGGAAGUGCUCCUGAAGGGGGCCAGUUGGAAGAAGCUGUUGCGACCAAGGAUCUAUACAUUUUUAUGGGUCACGGUGCAGGCGCACGCUUCCUUGACAGCCGUGCAGUCCUGAAGCGACCAAUAAGAGCCGCCUCUCUGCUGAUCGGUUGCAGCAGCGCCGCUCUGGCUGUGCGGGGAGAUCAGGAGGGACAAGGCAUCAUCCUCAAUUACCUCAUAGCGGGCUGUCCCUUUCUUUUGGGAAAUCUGUGGGAUGUAACUGAUCGGGAUAUCGACCGCUUCGCCCAAGCCUUGCUGGAAUCCUGGUUUUCUUCUAAGUCGGGAAGUGCCCUGCUGGACUACAUUGGUCCUUCACGGCAGGCCACAAACUUGAAAUACCUGAUUGGAGCUGCACCUGUCGUCUAUGGCCUGCCAAUCCAUCUCCAGUAACUGUUCUCAACUAGCUGCAGCUCAGAGACACAGCCAAUACGUUUUGUGUGCUGGCCUGCCAUAGCAUACAUAUCUGUUGUUAACAGUAGUUUGCUUAAGCCUGAGUGCUUUGCAGACAUUCAUUUCAGUGUUGUGAUACUUUAUGCCAUAAAUACUAUUUUAAUCCCAAGUUUUUGUAACUUAUUGCAGUCUACGGGCUUUUAGUACGCAUUGACUUGUAUGCAUUUUUAAGAAAAUAAAGCUAUUUUAAUUCAU